UAUUUCUCUCAAUCUUUUCCUUCCUAUACCCCUCUAUCCCAGGAGGUAAAGGUCAACUGGGCUACAUCACCAAGCAGCCAGAAAAAAGACACAACCAAUCACUUCCAUGUCUUUGUUGGAGACCUCAGCCCAGAAAUCACCACUGAUGACAUCAGAGCUGCCUUCGCACCCUUUGGAAGGAUAUCAGAUGCACGUGUAGUCAAAGACAUGGCGACGGGGAAGUCUAAAGGCUAUGGUUUUGUUUCUUUCUUCAACAAAUGGGAUGCAGAGAAUGCCAUUCAGCAAAUGGGAGGUCAGUGGUUGGGCGGCAGGCAGAUCAGGACUAACUGGGCUACAAGAAAACCCCCAGCGCCUAAACCCACCUAUGAAACAAACGCCAAGCACUUGUCGUUUGAUGAGGUAGUGAACCAGUCCAGCCCCAGCAACUGCACUGUUUAUUGUGGCGGAGUCACUACAGGCCUUACAGAACAACUCAUGAGACAGACCUUUUCCCCCUUUGGCCAAAUAAUGGAAAUCCGAGUGUUCCCAGACAAAGGCUACUCGUUUGUGAGGUUCAACUCUCAUGAAAGUGCAGCUCAUGCGAUAGUGUCUGUUAAUGGCACGUCCGUAGAAGGUCACAUGGUGAAAUGUUACUGGGGUAAAGAGACUACAGAGAUGGUGAGCCCUAUGCAGCAGGUGCAGGUACCUCAGCAGAACAAAGUUGGUUUUGCUGCACAACCAUACGGCCAGUGGGGACAGUGGUACGGCAACGCACAACAAAUUAGUCAGUACGUCCCUAAUGGCUGGCAGGUACCCACUUACGGUGUGUACGGACAGGCCUGGAACCAGCAGGGCUUCAAUCACAUACAGGCUGGGGCUGGGUGGCCUGGCGUGAGUGCCGUGAGUAACGGAGGCGUGGUGGAGCCUGCGCAGGGAGUCAACGGGACCGUGCUAGCCAACCAGUCCAGCAUGGGCACUGCAGGAUACCACACACACUGAUGAAGCGACGGACAACUCUAGCACUCCACUGCGGCCACAGCAGGGAUCUACACACGACCCCCACCCCAUUCUCAAACACCCAUCAAGAUGCCUGGCCUGGGGAGGGGGUGUGCCAUUUUUUCCUGACCCUCCCCACC
Messenger RNA from Sinocyclocheilus anshuiensis, 1115 nucleotides. Its product is annotated as nucleolysin TIA-1-like. The record is from RefSeq and is a predicted model, not a curated record. Lineage: Eukaryota; Metazoa; Chordata; Actinopteri; Cypriniformes; Cyprinidae. Gene Ontology annotation, molecular function: RNA binding. The transcript is spliced from 9 exons. The annotation marks the transcript as partial.